Molecule: messenger RNA, 4853 nt
Organism: Misgurnus anguillicaudatus (oriental weatherfish)
Lineage: Eukaryota; Metazoa; Chordata; Actinopteri; Cypriniformes; Cobitidae
Product: glutamate receptor ionotropic, kainate 5
Biological process (GO): monoatomic ion transport
Cellular component (GO): membrane
Molecular function (GO): ligand-gated monoatomic ion channel activity; signaling receptor activity
Source: RefSeq, a predicted model, not a curated record
CGCCGCCGCAUAAAGUCGAACAAGCCUAUUCAGUGCAACCAGCCUGAUCACUAAUCACGAAUUAAUUGUCACGUGACAAUGAUGCAUUUUACGCGGUCCGUCGAUAAAGUUGAGCAUCACAUCAACAUAUCAAGACGUCCACUGUGCCAGGGCCGUGGAUGGAUUGGAGCUGAUGUUGGAGCCGAGUGGCGAAAGAGUGGAAGCGACACUCGGGUGGUGAAUUGAAGGGAACCAGGUGGCGGUGCAGGCAGCCAGACGACCUUUCUCCAUGAGGAGCAGUGGAAGAUGCCGGCUCUGCCAGCGCUGCUGCUGUCGAUUCACCUCCUUUUCCUCUUCCACUUACUGCUGACCAUGGCCCCAUCAUCUCACAGUCAGACACCUGCUCUCGCCGCAGUCAGAAUGGCUGCUAUUUUGGACGAUCAGUCAGCGUGUGGACGUGGAGAACGUUUGGCAUUGGCUCUGGCCCGAGAGAACAUCAACAGUGUGAUGGAGGGUCCGGCCCAAACUCGCGUGGAGGUCGAUAUCUUUGAGCUGCAGAGGGACUCGCAGUACGAGACUACCGACACAAUGUGUCAGAUUUUGCCGAAGGGCGUGGUCUCUGUGAUUGGCCCCGCCUCCAGUCCUGCUUCUGCAUCUACUGUCAGUCAUAUAUGUGGGGAAAAAGAGAUCCCUCACAUCAAGAUUGGUCCUGAGGAGACCCCACGCCUGCCAUAUCUGCGCUUUGCCUCGGUGACGCUGUAUCCUAGCAACGAGGACUUGAGCUUGGCCAUCGGUGCCAUACUGCGUUCUUUCAGUUAUCCGACGGCCAGCCUGAUCUGUGCCAAAGCAGAGUGCCUGCUGCGAUUGGAGGAGCUUGUGCGUCACUUCCUCAUCUCCCGGGAAACGCUCUCAGUGAGGAUGCUGGAGGAAAACUUGGAUCCCACCCCUCUGCUGAAGGAAAUACGUGACGACAAAGUUGCGACUAUUAUCAUUGACGCUAAUGCAUCAUUGUCAAUACUAAUACUGAAGAAGGCUUCAGAAUUAGGAAUGACAUCAGCAUUCUACAAGUACAUCCUUACCACAAUGGAUUUUCCUCUAUUAAGGUUGGAUGAUGUGGUAGAUGAUCAGUCGAAUAUCGUUGGCUUCUCCAUGUUGAACAUCAGUCAUCCUUUCUACCUAGAGUUCAUCAGGAGUCUGAACCUGUCGUGGAGAGAAGGCUGUGACCUCAGCCCUUACCCUGGCCCGGCGUUGUCGUCAGCGCUGAUGUUCGACGCGGUGCACGUGGUGGUCGGCGCGGUACGAGAACUGAACCGCAGUCAGGAGAUCGGAGUAAAACCACUCAGCUGCACCUCCUCGCUCAUCUGGCAGCACGGCACCAGUUUAAUGAACUACCUGCGCAUGGUAGAAUAUGAUGGCCUGACAGGUCACAUUGAGUUUAACAGCAAAGGCCAGCGCACCAACUACACCCUACGUAUUCUGGAGAAAUUCAAGGGGGGUCACAAAGAGAUUGGCAUCUGGUACUCUAACAACACACUGGCUAUGAACUCCACAUCUUUAGACAUCAACACGUCUGAAACUUUAGCCAACAAGACGCUUAUCGUCACCACAAUACUGGAAAAUCCAUACGUGAUGCGCAAGGCAAACUACCAGGAAUUCCAGGGGAACGAUCAGUACGAAGGUUUCUGUGUGGACAUGCUGCGGGAACUGGCGGAUAUAUUGAAGUUUUCUUUCCGGAUCAAGCUGGUGGAUGACGGGCUGUACGGAGCUCCGGAACCUAACGGGUCAUGGACCGGCAUGGUGGGAGAACUCAUCAACCGGAAAGCAGAUCUGGCAGUCGCUGGGUUUACUAUUACAUCAGAGAGGGAGAAAGUCAUAGAUUUCUCCAAACCUUUUAUGAACCUGGGCAUCAGUAUCCUGUACCGUGUUCACAUAGGCAGGAAGCCAGGUUAUUUCUCCUUCUUGGAUCCCUUUUCGCCAGCUGUCUGGCUCUUUAUGCUUUUAGCCUAUCUGGCCGUUAGCUGUAUACUUUUCCUGGCAGCCAGGCUGAGUCCAUAUGAGUGGUAUAACCCUUUCCCAUGCUGGCGGGACCGCAAGGACCUUCUGGAGAACCAGUACACACUAGGGAACAGUCUGUGGUUUCCUAUUGGUGGUUUUAUGCAGCAAGGUUCAGAGAUCAUGCCAAGGGCUCUGUCCACACGAUGUGUCAGUGGAGUUUGGUGGGCUUUCACACUGAUCAUCAUAUCCUCCUACACGGCGAAUCUCGCAGCGUUUCUGACGGUUCAGAGGAUGGAGGUGCCCAUCGAAUCUGCUGACGACUUAGCGGAUCAGACCAACAUCCAGUACGGCACUAUUCAAGGAGGAAGCACUAUGACCUUCUUCAUGAACUCACGCUACCAGACGUACCAGCGCAUGUGGAAUUACAUGUACUCCAAGCAGCCCAGCGUGUUCGUGAAGAGCACGGAGGAGGGCAUAGCGCGGGUUGUAAACUCCAAAUAUGCCUUUCUUUUGGAGAGCACUAUGAACGAGUACCACCGUCGCCUCAACUGCAACCUCACGCAGAUCGGAGGCCUAUUGGACACCAAGGGCUACGGCAUUGGAAUGCCUUUGGGUUCUCCAUACAGAGAUGAGAUCACGUUAGGUGUUUUACAUAUGCAGGAGAACAACAGAUUAGAGAUCCUGAAACGUCGAUGGUGGGAGGGGGGCAAAUGUCCAAAGGAGGAAGACCAUCGAGCGAAAGGUCUGGGUAUGGAGAACAUCGGGGGAAUCUUUGUGGUGCUGAUAUGUGGGCUCAUAAUAGCUGUUUUUGUGGCCAUUAUGGAGUUUGUGUGGUCCACGCGCCGCUCGGCCGAGACAGAUGAGGUACGCCCUCACCCCUGCAGCGCCCGAAACCACAGACACACCAGAGUGUCAGUGUGUCAGGAGAUGAUGACAGAAUUCCGGAAUGUAAUUUCCUGUAAAAAGAACUCUCGUUUGCGUCGCCGUCGACCGCUCUCGUGCCAGGGCGUCCUCCGUCACCCGGCCCGUCUCCCGUUAGGAGCACCCAGACCCGUACGUCUCGUACGAGAUAUGCGUUCUAGCAAUGGCAAACUAUACAGCGGGACAGGGUCAUUAACCACAGCCCCAUCUGUACCCAGCGGGGGCCCUGCAGAAUUGGGCCCGGGCCCUCAGCGACUCCUGGAGGACCCUCUCGGGGCCAACAUCUCCAACGCCGCACCGGCUCUUAUUCCAGCUCCGGCACCCCGCGGCUGCACGCACGUGCGAGUGUGCCAGGAGUGCCGUCGGAUCCAGAGCCUUCGUUCCACGUCCGCUUGCUCGCGCAUCUCACCGUUGGCCACAGCCACCUCCUCCCUUCCACGCCUGCCCCCACCACCCUCCACAUCCAAUACAAACACCGACAGCGAAGGAGGUGGCUCUGUAAGCCCCCGCAGGCCCAAACCCACACCCCCUCCUAGGCCGAUACCGCCCGCUAAAACGCCCUCCACAGAUCUGCUCUGCAAGCAGGACUGAGGAAGAGGGAACAUUUGUGGAGAAUAUGUGUGAGGACGGACACGCUUUAAGCAGAGACUCUAAAAUAGCUCCGCCGACACCUCCAGUCAAAGUGACCUCUGGGAUACUAAAGAAAUAUGGGCCAUUUUGGCGGCACGUCAGACUGAAAUUAUAUUAAUGGAAGCCGAGUGCGAGGAAUUGGAUGGUUCAGCCAACCGCUUCCUUUCCAAGUGUCCAGUUUAACACUACGUCAUGCAAUGGCACAGGGGAGCCAGUGAGGUUUGGUUGAGACGCAUAUCUCAUGAAAGAAUGCUAUGCAACAUGUCAUGAAAGGAUAAACUGGAGAAGACAUGACAGUUUAAUUUUACAUGGUUUUACCGGAGAGGACGUGAUCACCGCCACUCCUUUAUAAUUUGGGGGAUUACGCUCCUGGGAAGACAAUAGAGUCAUUACCUGAAAAUGUGUUCACAAAGAACUGAAAUGACUACUGUGCAAGUUCAUUUUCUUUCUUUAAUAGUGAAUUGAAGGAGGAUGUAAAGCUUCCCUUUAUAAUUACUUUAAUUCCUAAAGAUCACUUCUGCUUCAUUUCUAGCUUUUCAAUUUAUUUAAUUCUUAAAUUCUUUUAAACGUAAUAUCUGUUUGUCCUCCUGCCCGUGUCUCUGAAGGCAUUUCACAUUUUUCUGUUUUGAGGUGAAAUGUUAUGGAAGGGUUUUUCCUAAAAAACACUAACUGGCAAAAGUCUAUUCCCAAUCCAUUCACGUCCAUACUAUGACACAUAGUGAAAUUAUUCAUGAAUGAAUGAUGAAUUGAUUGGGAUGUAAAGUUGGAAUUUUAAUUUCAGAUGUUGCAGUGCACGCACUUCCGAUGAGGCUUUUUGACUGGGACAGCGAAGGUCAAGUUCACCCUAAAAAAAAACAUGUAUGCAUUUGACAGAUGCUUUAAUCCAUCCUACCUAUCCUGUAUCCAAAUGGUAAAGCCGGUUGUCGUAAACGUCAUUUACACUGUCAGAUUACUUCAUUCGCUAGAUUUAAGAAAGACUAAAUUUGGAUGCCUUAACUAGCUAGUGACGUCAAUCUGCGUGACCUGGAUGAUGUCAUAUAAAGAAGCAUUGUUUCGACUGUAAUUCAAUUGAAAUGAGGAAUGAGUGACUAUUUUUUCCUUUUAAAAAUAGCAUACAUUUUUACUUCACUUGAACAAGAUUUGCAACUCGAAGCAGAUUGCAAAAUAUAAGAACGAGAGAACGGCGAGACAAAAAAUCUUUUGUGCACCUGAAAGGCUGUUUGACGAUGUCAUCGGGCAAUAGGCUUUAUGCCCAGCUGCACUACUUCCUGAACCUCAGCCAGCUCCUUGUUUCCUGUCUGCCAUUAUUGGACAAACUGAUUAAUCCA